Molecule: messenger RNA, 1969 nt
Organism: Onychostruthus taczanowskii (white-rumped snowfinch)
Lineage: Eukaryota; Metazoa; Chordata; Aves; Passeriformes; Passeridae
Gene: NHERF4
Product: PDZ domain containing 3
Exons: 10
Coding region: 198-1460 (420 amino acids)
Biological process (GO): protein localization to plasma membrane
Cellular component (GO): apical plasma membrane
Molecular function (GO): signaling receptor binding; protein-membrane adaptor activity
Source: RefSeq, a predicted model, not a curated record
CCAGGAGCUGUCCCCAAGCUGGGUGUCCCGGGGUGCUGGUCCCUGCUCCCAGCUCCGGCUGGCAGUGCCCUGGGGCUGGGAGGGCAGUCCAGACUUGGAGCUGUUUAACCAUUAAACCUGGGGCGUCUUGGGGGAGGCGGGGACACUUCCCUGCCACUUCACCCUGUACCUUGCUCCCUCUGGCAAUCCCAGCAGCCAUGAAGCAAACAAAAGGGCUCGAGGGAGACAAGAUGUCCAUCAUAAAAUUUGAAUUUAACCCCAAAGUUGGGAUCGACAACCCAGCCUUGACACUGACUGAGGACACGGAUGGUGAGGGCAUGGGGGAGCCCCGCUUCUACCUCCUGACCAAGGAGAGCACAGAGACCUUCGGCUUCUGCCUGCACGAGGAGCUGGGCUGCCAGGGCCACGUCAUCCGGCAGAUUGAGCUGGGGGGGGUGGCCCAGCGCAGGGGGCUGCAGGACGGGGACAGGCUGCUCCAGGUCAAUGGCCACUUCGUGGACCACAUGGACCACCUCAGGGUGGUGCAGAAGAUCAAGGCCAGCGGGAACCAGGUCCUGCUGGCGGUGCUGGACGGUGACUCCUACGAAGCAGCCAAAUCCCUGGGCAGGGACCUGUCCCAGAUGCUGCCGGAUGACAUCCGCCCGCGCCUCUGCCACGUCACGAGGGACAAAAGCGGCUUUGGCUUCAGCGUGUCAUGUCCAGAAGGCACCAAGGGCACCUUCCAGCUGUCGGUGCUGCAGGACGGGCCAGCAGACAGAGCAGGGGUGCCACCAGGCUGCUGGCUGCUGGAGCUGAACGGGGACAGCGUCAAGAGCUACUCCCACACACAGCUCACCAAAAAGCUUAAGCAGAGCGGCAACAAGGUGACACUGCUGGUGGCAUCCAGCGCCGUGGAGGAGUUCUAUCGCCUGCGGGGCCUGCGGGUCACGGCUGCCUUGGCAGACACCUCCAGGCUCCCCUUCAAGGUCCGCGAGCUGCACCUGGUGAAGGGUCCCGCUGGCUACGGGUUCCUGCUCAAGGAGGAUGACUGCAGCUCGGGAGGAGUAGGCCAGUUCCUGUGGGAAGUGGAUGUGGGGCUGCCGGCCGAGCAGGCAGGGAUGAAGGAAGGGGACCGAGUGCUGGCCGUGAACGGGGAGAGCAUCGAGGGGCUGGACCACGAGCAGACCGUGCACAGGAUCCGCGCCCGGGAGGACCAGGUGACGCUGCUGGUCAUCGACCCCGCUGGGGAUGAGUUCUACCACUCGAUCGGGCUGUCCCCCCUGCAGUUCUUUGAGGACAGUGACGCCGCCUCAGGCUCCUGCACGCCCUCGCUGCCCUCUCGCAGUGGCUCUCCUGCACUCUGUGACGUUGAGGUGGCACCCAAGGGGCCUGUGUCCUGGCUGAUGGCAGCUGCCAACAGUAUAGAGAUCAUACAGAGCCAGCGCCAGGAGGAGCACACAAAGCUGUGCCAGGCAUUCUAACAGCCCAGGAGCCUCAGGACAGGCUCUCCCACACAGCACCUCCACCCAGGCCACGGCCAGCCCCUCGGGCCUCAGCACUGCUCAGCAUGGACCCUGCACAAGCAGCUCCUGUGUCUCAUGCCUGGCUCACAGCAUGACACUCCCAGGGACUCGUCUCUGCUCACCCAGGCUGACUCAGAGCUUUUAUCAACCACAGUGGCAGCUUCUCAUAACCUGACCACAGACCUGUGUCUUUGCCUGCCCAGCUACCUCCAGGGAUUCCUCAGGACAUUGCACUGAAGCCCUUGCCCAGCUCCAGGCUCUGGGAGUUCCCAGGAGAGCUGAGGCGCUGCCCUCUGCACCACGACCCAGGGGACUUGAGGGUUGGCUCAGAUCUGCACGUGCAUGGACAUCUCUCCUGUGCUUCUCCUCUCAUCCUCUCCCUGAACCUGUGGGCAGAGAGUGUCCACCACCCAGCACCACCCUGUUCCUGCACCACCCUUUUGGGGUGAUUAAAGGACAAAUCCACA